This is a messenger RNA of Scomber japonicus (chub mackerel), 9500 nucleotides long. RefSeq names its product helicase with zinc finger domain 2-like. Lineage: Eukaryota; Metazoa; Chordata; Actinopteri; Scombriformes; Scombridae. The transcript is spliced from 19 exons. Bases 16 to 8697 code for a protein of 2893 amino acids. Gene Ontology annotation, molecular function: metal ion binding; RNA nuclease activity; 5'-3' DNA helicase activity. The record is from RefSeq and is a predicted model, not a curated record.
UAUGCAUGUGUCACAAUGCCAGCUAGGUCCAAACUGGCUCUGCUUUCAGCAACACAUGACCUCAAACUUGUAUGCACUCAAUGCUCUGUCAGAGAGAAAGAAAUUACAUAUUCCUUAAAAUCAGUCCAGCACCAGUGUUCACAUGAUCUCCUGCUCUGUAGAGCCAAAGGUGGCAGCAAAUGGAGGCCGGUUUCUAGAUGUCCCACCUUUCCAAACCCUAGUCAGUAUAUGACAUGUUGGUUCUUUGAAGAGGGCUCUGGCUGUACACGGCACCAAAACCGAUGCACCUUUGCUAGAAGUGAUGAGGAAGCAGCAGUGUGGAACUUUGAAAAGUUACAGGGAUUAGACCACAACCAUCUCUGCUAUCUUAUCGCUCAGUCUGAGAGAGGAUCUGAUCAGAGUAACACAUCUAAUCUCCUGGGUGACCUUUUGGAUUUAGAUUUGAAGGCUGUAUGUGAUCAAUGCUCUGUUAAGGAUAAUGAAAUAACUUACACUGUUGUGUCAGAUAUUCAUAAGUGCAGUACAAAUCAGCUUUUAGUCAAAGCCAAAACCUCUAACCAAUGGAGACCUGUCUCUGAGCGGCCUAAAUGUGGAGACUUUGGUCAAAAUGUCUUUUACAAAGCUUGUGACUUCUAUGUUGAGGGCACUGGAUGUACACAACAUGGAGAGAGCUGCACUUUUGCCAGGAGCCAUGAAGAAGCCAUUGUAUGGAACUAUGUUAGAGAAAGAAAAAUAGAUAACAACGAGUUAAUCAGACAUGUAGCUGAAUCUGAGCAUAUUUCGAUAACACCUGAAAGUGCAGCUGAAAGCAUACUCCAAAAGUUUUCAGGGGAAUUCAUUGAGCUCUGUAAAGACUGCUUUCAUGAUCGUCCACAUAAAUUAACGGUCAAAAGGUGGAACGCCACUUGCUCGGCAGACGAAGCACACACCUGGGACCCAAUCUUAGUUUACCAUCUAUUAGAGAAUAACAGAAAGCACAUCUACAGUCAGGUGCGCCCACUUCCCCAAAACUGUCAGUUUAAGUACUGCAGUCAUGUCAGGCAAGGCAAGCCCUGCUGGCAUCAGGCCGGCCACUGUGCCUCUGCUCAGAGCGAGGUUGAGAUGGCGCUGUGGAAAGCGGAACAGAGUGGGCUCUUAGUCCGGCCUCAUCUCCUUCAGUUGAGCCAGCAGGAGCAGAAAGAGUCCAGACAGGCCACCAUGUAUUGCAAAGUCUGCCUCCUGGACUUUUCCUCCCCAGAGAGCUUCUUCAAGCACUGCUCCUCUUUGGAACAUGCCCAGUUACUCUCUGAUGACACCAUUGUCAAGUGGAAAGGACGGCAGCCUCCACACAAUCGCCGAGCUGAGUUUUGGCUGUGUGACAGACCACAAACAUGUGAGUAUGGCAGCAAUUGUCCAAAAGCUCAUUCUAUGGAAGAACUGAAGGAGUGGGUGAUGCGUGCUGAAGAGGAAGAGGAGAUCAGACAUAACAUUGAAGCCCAAGGUUACAUGAGCUAUAAUGACAGGCUUUUGGAAGAAUACAAAAACAGCAGCAAUGAAGUGUACAUUAUGUCAGAACAAGUUGAUGACGUCAGCAUCUCUUGUGAUAAAGAUUUAACUUUGGAGUGUGAACACAUCAAGGCAACACUGCAAUGGAACGUUCAAGUUGAAACAGAGAGACAGCUUGUGCAUGUGGCGCUGCUCAAACAAGAACCAGGAGCAUCAUUUACACUUGAUGCCUUCAGUUUAGCGCCCUGCAUUCACUCCCCAGGUGAACACUUUCUCAGUGAUGACAUGACCUAUGACAUCACUGUAUCUUUCACAUGCACCAACCCAGGUCUGUAUGAACAGUGGUUAGUGCUAGAUUUUGACAUGAGACCAGUGCUCUUGAAAAAGCUCAGAGUAAGAGUGGGCCAACCAUCAUUGGAUGUCAUCGAACAACCAACUAUGACCCAUGGAGAUGCCUUUCAAAGUGUUGAGCGUUGGCAUCGAGGGAACAGGGUUAUCAUCCCAUGUUCCACCAGGAAAGAAGAACAGGAGGAGCUGUUAAAGGAGUACAAGCCUCCUCAGAUUAACUUUCUGUUUAAGUCCUCCUAUAAGAGCCAAACACCUCUGAAUCAUGAGAACUACAAAGAAAGCAUGCACCACUUUUUGUACAAAGAGGAACUGGCAGAAGAUCAGGUUGUUUCAAGGCUAAAUGCUGGUGGAGAAAUUAAAACACUGGAUAUGUUGUGCAGUCCAGAGUUUGGCAUGAUGAUUGCUCCUCCAGGAGAACUGUUCUGUUCUGUCUCAACUCCCUGUAGUCUCACACCUGACACCCCUGAGGGACAGGUACUGAAACAAAGCAUCAAGUCUGGCCUGAUAGCCCCUUUAUGUUCAAGUGGUCAAAACUCCAAGGUCUAUGAGGCCAACAUCCUACAAGACACAAGAAGUGAAAACAAAAUGUAUUUGCAACUGUCUAAAAAAUGUUGCUCAGAUCUUAUGCUAAAAAAAAAUGAAUCAUAUCAAAUGGAAGUGCAGUUUCAGCUAGACCGUGACAGCUUCUGCACCAUGCACAAGGCUGUAGACCUCCUUCCUGAUACAAAAAGAGUGCUACCAGACCUUAAAAACUGCAGUGUUCCUGUAAAUGGCAUUCGCUAUGAGAAGCUUAAUGUAAAGCAACAGUCAGCAGUCGACUAUAUCACUGGGAAUUCCAGUAUCCAAAAAAUUGUGGUACCACUCCUCAUUUAUGGACCAUUUGGAACUGGGAAAACAUUCACCCUUGCAACAGCAGCCAGGGAGCUGUGUAAGCAUCCUCACAACAAAGUGUUAAUUUGCACCCACACCAACAGUUCUGCAGAUCUGUAUGUCAAAGAGCACUUCCAUCCAUUCAUUGACAAGAAAAAUGAGGGGAUAAAGCCGAUUCGAAUAAAGGCAAACACCAAAAGUGCUUUGUUUGCCACAGAUAAGAUCACUUUGAAGUACUGCUUUCUUUCGAAAGACAGCAUGGAUUUUCUACCACCAUCAAAAGCUAUUCUAGAUUGCCACAACAUAGUCAUAACCACCACAACAAUGGCAAUGCAAUUUCAUGAACUGAAGCUCCCAGAGGGAUACUUCACUCACAUCUUAAUUGAUGAAGCCUCUCAGAUGCUGGAAUGUGAAGCCUUGAUUCCCCUUGGUCUGGCUGGGCCAAACACAAGAGUUGUUUUAGCAGGAGAUCACAUGCAAAUGGGACCAAAGCUUUUCUCAGUGGAUGAUCAUCACCGAUCAAAUCACACACUCCUUAAUCGCUUGUUCCACUACUAUCAAGAUCAAAAGUGUGAUGCUGCCCAAAAAAGUAGAAUCAUUUUCAGUGAAAACUACCGUUCAACCAAAGAAAUUGUGGAGUUUGUAUCCACCCAUUUCUACGUUGGUAAGAAUGAUGUUAUCAAAGCUACUGGAAAUGUUCCACCUCCUGCCAAUGGCCCUGCCCUAAAGUUCCACCAUGUUAGGGGAGAGUGUCUCUUGGACACUGUGUCUAUGUCUUCGUAUAACCAAGAAGAGGUUUCCACAGUGGUUGAAGCAGUAAAUGAGAUUCUCAAACACUGGCCAUCAACAUGGGGACCCAAGGACCACCGCUCAAUAUGUGUUCUAUCAGAGGGAUGCCAGGUUCGACUAAUUCGGACAGCACUUAAGAGAAAAGGCCUAUCAGAUAUCCAUGUUGAGAAUCUUGCAAAUGUACAAGGCAAACAAUUCAGGGCAGUCAUUAUGACAGCUGUGAAAACAUGCAACAGCCUAAGAACAUCUCACCUGGCCGGUCUGGAGCUCUUCAAUGAUGCCCGUGUGUUAAACACAGCAAUGACGAGGGCUCAGUCCCAAGUAGUUGUGAUUGGAGAUGCUUCUGCCCUCUGUUGCUUUGGGAAAUGUUCAGGAAUCUGGAAGAGUUACAUAGAACACUGCAUCAACAACAUCGGUGUUGCACCACAGCAUUUCACCAGAGAUUUUUUUGAAAAAGAUGUCAGGGAAUCUGCAAAAUUUCAAAAGUCUGAACAUGUGGAUGAGAGCAGCAUUCUCAGUGAUUCAAUUCUUCAAGAAUUAAAAGAUGGAUACGAACAACUGGAAAUAGAAUAUAGUUCAGACAAAGACUAUUCAGAAGGCUUCAAUCACCACAAGUCAAGCUCAUCAUACAAUACCACUGAUGAUCAUACAGAUGUUUUAGAGUUAUGUAAAAAACAACCAGAGAGGCACAAGCAAGGAAAGUUGGUCAGGGAAUCACAUAACACAGGUUAUGUCAUACCAUAUAAUAGCCCCACCAGACAUAUAAGCAUAAAUGGAAGGGCAAACCUGGGCAAGGCCUUCUCUGGAGAUGAAGUGCUUUUACAAGGAUCAAGAGUGGUCAGCAUCACUAAGAAAGAUGAAUCAGCCCGCAAACUAGUGUGUGUGCUUGAGGAUGAAGAUUACAGCAAACCAAGACAGAAUUCUGAUGACAAAUUUGUCAAAAGAUUGAUGAUACCUAUUACAAAAACUGCACCCAAAGUACGCAUACUGAUCAGCAAGAAAACACGAAACUUCCUUCCAAUAUGGGAGCAAAUUAAUGGCGAGUGGACAAUUGCAGCUAAUGAACGCCUUGAUGAAAGACUGAAACAGAACUAUCUAUUUAUGGUGCAAGUGAUUGGCUGGAAAGAAGAUUGUCCAUUUCCAUUGGGGAAAGUGAUAGAUAUUCUUCCAACUGGAAGAUCUUUAGUUUAUGGACUACAAGUCUUGAGGGAAGAAUUCAAAGUUGCACCUACUCCAUGUUACUUAGACAAGAGUUUCUCCUUGGCAGAUGAAGACGGCACACACAGAAAGGAUAUACGUGAGGUAAUCACUUUCACUGUGGAUCCAAAAAAAGCUACAGACCUGGAUGAUGCCAUCAGUGUCAGGGAUAUUGGAGACCAAUAUGAGCUGGGAAUCCAUAUUGCAGAUGUGGCGAGCUUUGUGAGUCCAGGAAGUAAAUUAGAUGAGGAUGCAAAACAACGUGGUGCGACAUAUUACCAAGGUAGGGAAGAACCCAUUCAUAUGUUCCCCAAAGACUUGAGCACUGGACGCUUUAGUCUUCUGGAAGAUCAAGAUCGUAGGGUGGUUUCAUUGAUGUUCAAAGUAAACAAGAAAACACAUGACUUCAUUGGAGAGCCUAAAUUCCAGCUGUCACUGAUCAAGUCUAACAGCAAGUUGUCUUAUGAAGAUGCAGAGAUUAUGAUCUCUGAAAGAUAUAGAAAGACACCUGAAUUUGAUUCAGUAGAAAACUGUGUCGCUGUGGCUUAUUGUUUUGCAAAAGCUGAAAGGAAGAGAAGACUGGAGAAGGGCUGGGCUUAUGCUCAACCUGAUGAUGACAGAUUGCUCGGGAAGCGCAAAGCCCAUCUGAUGAUUGAAGAGCUGAGUGUGUUAUUCAACAAAUAUGCAUCUGAGAAAUUGAUUAUUUCGGAAAAAGCAAGUAAUUGCACACCCCUUCGCUGUCAGGCAGAGCCAGAUCCUGAAAAAGUUGACGACUUCAAGCAGAACUGUGGAGAAUUGAUACCACUGUCUUUACAUGUUAGCCACAAAAUUACCCCUGAGCAACUAGUCCCAAACUGUGGAAACUUCCAAAUACUCACAGGUGUGUGGGACGAUAUCAAGUCAGCUGCAAGAAGAGAUGAUAUAGACCAAAUGGUGGAUCUCAUUGCAGCAGAUGACAUCCACCCUCUGCUCCAGCCAGUCAUUAAUCAGUUCAAAAAGUGCCUUAGCAAAGCCUAUGUCAUCCGUUCCAAAUCCUCCCCUGAAGCAGAAGUUGGCCACUACUCUCUGAGCGUAAAGUAUUACACACAUGCAUCCUCACCAAUACGGCGGUAUAUGGACAUCGUCUUGCAAAGACUUUUGCACUCCAUCAUAUGUGACAGGAAUGUCCAGUACACUCCAACAGAGAUUACAGCUUUGUGCAAUCAAUUUGAACACAACCUCAAGAAUUCCAAGGAGUAUGAACAAAAGGCUGAGAAAAUCUUCUAUGCCAUGAGCAUGAAAAAACAAAGUGCUACAAAGCUAGCAUUUGUUGUUAGUGCAGAACCUAACACAGAAAGUUUUGCAGUGUCAUUUCCUUUUAACACAAACAUAUUUGCAAGGAGUUUAGCAAUCAUGUACAAAGAUUUACAGUUGGAGGACCAACCACUUUUUGAUGAAGAAAAUCACUGCAUCACUCUUAAGUGGAAAAGGAGGAUCUAUGCAGCUGACAAAGUCCAAAUCUACCAGGAGAUGAAAAUGUUUUCAGACUGUGCUCCCUUUGUUGAGCUUCCACUGAAAAUAUGGAAAGACAUUGUUGAUGCAAUUGCUGAAGAAAAUUUGGAUCAUGCAAAGUCACUCAUAAUCAAUGCUAACACAAAACAACCAGAAAAAGUCAGUCAGUCAAAAUCUUCUCAGGUGCCUCAAGCCGAGACUAACACACAUACUUCUGAGGAAGACCACUAUGUUGACUGUGACCUCAAGUUGAAGCCAGGGGACACCCUUAAGAUCCAAAUGACCUCAGAAGUUAUAAGAGGUUAUCCCAUGCCUGUUGUUCAGUUGCUUCACAUUCGGCCAAAGUUUGAAGUUUGUGUGGAACAUGUCCACAGCCCUAUCACAUGCUUCUCCAGAUGUGCAGAUAAUCCAUCAAGGAUUUACUAUAGUGAUACUGAGGAGUAUGUCCAGAUCUGGAAACCAUUGUGUGAGAUGGAAUCUGCUGCCACUGCAGUGAGUGAAAGUAACAGCAUAAUCAUUGAGAACUUGGAAGUAAACUUUAAAAAGGAGCAGGAACGUAGAGUAACAGGAAGCUUCUUCUUACCUCUGGAAUGGAUUAAUGAAUGGGAAAUUGAAUGCAACCUUUCAAAGUGCUUCCUGUGCAUUCGAAAAAGAGGUUUGGAGUUGACUUCAAAUCUGGAACAUUCUGCACAAGUGGACCCAAGAGAGUUCACAUGGGUGGCACAUGCUGUCACAAACCCAGUAGAACAACGUAAAAACUCUUCAAAUGAUGGAAGUACAGUGAAGUUCUAUGUUCAUCACCUGCCAAUGGAGAACAUUCCUGAAUGUGUCUUUGAGGAAAACACAUGUUUCACAGUUGAAAUAAUCCCAAAGCUCCUGCCUGACAUACGGAAAGAAAAUGCUGUGGUCAACAUUCCAUAUGCAUGUCAUCUUGUCAAGAGCAUAGCACUUGGGAAACAUAUUCCAAAAGAAGUAAAAGCAAGGUGGCAUGCCGUGAAGAAACAGCUACCAUAUGGAAUGCCAGAGCUUAACCAGAGUCAGAAAGAAGCUGUGGACAAAGCUCUAAAUAACACGUUCACAGUAAUACAGGGACCACCUGGAACUGGAAAGACAGUAGUGGGUGUCUACAUAGUGUACCAUUUCUUUGAGCUGAACUCUAAGAACAAAAGGAAGUAUGUUGACCCAAAGGAUGAGAACAAGAAACAAGUCAUUCUCUACUGCGGACCGUCCAACAAGUCUGUUGAUGUUGUUGCAGAGUACCUGUUGAGGUUUGGGGACAGCCUGAAACCCCUCAGAGUCUAUAGCCAACAAGUGGAGAUGCUGGACUACCCUUAUCCAGACUGCACCCUUCAGUUUUCUUGUAGCACAUUCCGCCAAGAACGUGCCAAACCAGAACUCAGGAGUAUCACUCUUCAUCACCGCAUGCGAGAGGAACAAAAUCCUCAUUCAGGUCAAAUAAAAGAUUUUGACAGACGUAUUCAACUUGCCCUCGCCAAAAAAGAACAGCUGACUGCUCAAGAGGUGAAAGAGUACAAAAAGCUUCUCAGAGAUGCUCGGACAUAUGAACUUGAACGGCAUGACAUCAUACUGUGCACAUGUACACAGUCUUCCUCACCAAGCCUGACUAAGACAGUCACUGCACGUCAGAUCCUCAUUGAUGAAUGUGCAAUGGCCACUGAACCCCAGGCCAUGAUUCCAUUAGUCUGCAACAAUCCAGAAAAGAUUGUUUUGAUUGGUGACCACAAACAGUUACGACCUAUUGUGAGGAAUGAGCGUGUGAGGAAACUGGGGAUGGCUAAGUCUCUGUUUGAACGCUACUAUACAGUCCAUAAGAAGAGGGCAGUGAUGCUGGAAACACAGUACAGAAUGCAUGAGGACAUAUGUGAGUUCCCAUCAAAUGAAUUUUAUGAGGAAAAGCUGAAAACUGGUGUGGAGCAGCCAAGCAGUGUCCUACGUGUUGGUAACAGAACGAUGCCAAUCGUUUUUGGGCACAUCAUAGGAAAGACCAUCAGUCUGGUUGUGAACACAGCCAAGGGCAACGAGAACUCUAAAGCAAACCUGGAAGAGAGAGACAAAGUGAUUGAGAUAGCUGAAAAGCUGGUGGUGGAUGCCAAAGUCAAACAGCAGAGUAUUGUGAUCCUGUCGCCCUAUAAUGCCCAAGUGUCAGAAAUCAGAGAUGAGCUGAAGAAGAAGAAAAUGGAUCAAAUCACUGUUACCACAAUCACGAAAAGCCAAGGAAGUGAAUGGCGUUAUGUCAUCUUAUCGACUGUGUGCUCUUUGCCAAGUGAAGAGAUUCAGAGGGAACCAAAUGGACCCUGGCUGUCCAAACAUAUUGGCUUUGUAGGUGAUCCAAACCAGAUCAAUGUGGGCAUCACCAGGGCCAAGGAAGGACUGUGCAUCAUUGGGAACCAAGAGUUGCUCAACUGCAGUAACACUUGGAGAAAGCUCCUGCAACACUACAGGCUUCACAACGCAGUGACAGAUGCAGACAAGAUUUCAGUGCAAGGUGCCACAUAGCUGAUCUCCUUUAUCCAUGUGAAGAGACUUGAUUUCUACAAGCCAUAGAUCAGAACUCUUACACUGACUCAACAGCAUGAUUUCAUAAAAUAUGUAUAUUUCAUGUUUUUCUAUGAUACCGCAAUAACUUUUAUUGCAAAAUAACUGUUUUGUUUUACAGUUUUAUAGCAGAUUUUGGGGGUUUGUUAUUGUAUUUGAUCAUAAACUGUAUGUAUUUGACACAGUUGUUUUUUGUUUUCUAAUUUACACACCUGUUCCUCUUUUUAAAAAUGUGUAUGAAUCUGUAAAUAUGGAAUCCUUCAACGACUGUUUCAACUGUGUCUGUAUUUUUUGUCUGAGAAUUUAAAUCUGGAUCUUUUAAUUCAUUUUUAUUUUUAGUUGAACUAGUGAAUGUAGUGUAGUUUAUGAAAUCACAUUCAGUCAUUGUUUCUGUAUACUGAUGAGUCAGCAUGUGUUUCUAUUGCAGGACAGCUGAUCUUAACUGUUCAGCUGCCUCACCAUUCAAUGAGCUGAGUCUGCAGCUUUUUCUUAUGUUUUACUUCCUAUAAUAUUGUUAUUGAUACAUUUUAAUGUUGUAUAUUCAGGGAGUAGCUUUGGCUACAGAAUUGUUUAUAAAAACAUUUUGGAUUGUGCCACAUUUCUAUUAUCCUUUAAUAUUGUUAUUGAUAUGUUUUAAUGUUGUAUAUUCAGGGAGUAACUUUGGCUACAGAAAUGUUUAUAAAAUGUUUUGCAUCGUGGUACAUUUUUUAUUGUUUUAUUGAUGAGCCAUUUCUCCAUUCAGUGAUUUGAAUAAAUGUGUAAUG